AUGAACGUCCAGCUGGGUUUGGAGAACGCCGGGGACAUGUCCAGCCAGGACCAGGAGCUCAUGCACAGUCACGGCAGAGCCUUACACUCUGCUCUCCACAGACCUUCUCUGGUGGCCUCGGUGCUGGACGGCAGUGAGUAUCACCGAGCCGAGCACCACCUGGCUACCUCUUUGCACCCGGGGCUUGGCUUUGGUGGGGAUUCGCCCACUGGGGCCGCCAACAGCUACACCACCUUGACCCCACUGCAGCCACUGCACGAGAAAUUCCACCACCAGCACCAUCACCACCAGUGCUUGCCAGUGGGCAACGUGAUUGGGAGCUUCACCCUGAUGCGGGAAGAAAGGGGCCUGGGUUCCGGCGGUAACUUUUACAGCCCUUACCACAAGGAUCUUGGCAUGGGGCAGAGCCUGUCGUCCCUGCCCAGCCCUAACCUGACCCCCAUGCAUAGCUAUGGCCACUCUGCCGGACACUUGGGCAAUGAGAAGAUGGUGGCGGCCAAUAACUUCGAAGCCCACCCUGCCAUGUUUGGCAGGAUCGACCAGCACUUUUCCAGGGAGCUUUCCCCCUCCCAGAACUCUACCAUGGGAUCCCCCAACAGCAUGGGCCAGCACCCCUAUGGCCACGCCAGGCCGGACAUGAAUUCCAGACCCAACCAGCCUAUCUCCACCCAAACCACCGUCCUCUCCAGCCAGCUGGAGGAGAUCAACACCAAAGAAGUGGCCCAGCGGAUCAUCGCUGAGCUCAAGAGAUACAGCAUCCCCCAGGCCAUCUUUGCCGAGAGGGUGUUGUGCCGGUCUCAAGGCACCUUGUCCGACCUCCUCAGGAACCCUAAGCCGUGGAGCAAGCUUAAGUCCGGGAGGGAGACUUUCAAAAGGAUGUGGCGGUGGCUGCAGGAACCGGAGUUUCAGAGAAUGGCAGCUUUAAGGUUAGAAGCCUGCAAAAGGAAAGAGCAAGAGCAAAGCAAAGCCGACAGAAACCACGUCCCUAAGCGGCACCGGCUGGUCUUCACGGACAUCCAGCGCCGCACGCUUCACGCCAUCUUCCACGAGAACCAGCGGCCUUCCAAGGACCUGCAGGUCACCAUCGCCCAGCAGCUGGGCCUGGAGCUCUCCACCGUCAGUAACUUCUUCAUGAACGCCCGGCGCCGCAGCCUGGACAAGUGGCUGGAAGAGGGGCGCCCCCCCCCAGCCUCGGGCGCCCACGCCGCCUCCGCCGUCACUUGCACCAAAGCCUGA
This is a messenger RNA of Mauremys reevesii (Reeves's turtle), 1236 nucleotides long. Its product is annotated as hepatocyte nuclear factor 6-like. The transcript is spliced from 2 exons. Gene Ontology annotation, molecular function: RNA polymerase II cis-regulatory region sequence-specific DNA binding; DNA-binding transcription factor activity, RNA polymerase II-specific. The coding region runs from base 1 to 1236 and encodes 411 amino acids. The record is from RefSeq and is a predicted model, not a curated record. Gene Ontology annotation, cellular component: nucleus. Lineage: Eukaryota; Metazoa; Chordata; Testudines; Geoemydidae. Gene Ontology annotation, biological process: regulation of transcription by RNA polymerase II.